AUGGUUCUCGGCGUUGGCGUCGUAGCCCAGAACCUCGGGCUCAAAGAGUCGCUCAAGUUGAAGGGCAUGUACGGUAUCGACGAGGAGGCGCUACUAGAUGCUUUCCAGGUCGCCAUCAUUGAGCAAAAGCAUCAAACGCAGAAUCAAAGCGAACACAUGAAUCACCUCGUUGUCGGUCUAGACGCAGCGGAGCUAUGCAAAGCAAGCCGUCAGGCCGAAGGCGAGGUGGACGCCUUUUGGUCCGCCGAUCCGCGCUUCUCGACUCUCAUGCACACGAUGAACGUCUACAGCGGUGGGGACAAAGAGGGUGAAGACGAAGCAGGUUCUAUUGUGCAGAGCCUCAGAGCAGCUGGAACAGAAUUGCCAGCGAAAGUAGUUCGCCUAGUGUGUGAUCACUUCAUUACCAAGCUAGCGCGUGUCCUGUUAGUUAAAGAGAUGGAAUGGGGUCAAGAGAAUAACGCAGAGCGCUCUAUUGCAAGCUAUGGCGUGGACAGCAUGAUCGGAGCAGAGCUGAGGAAUUGGAUAUUUAAGGAAUUGGCCCUGGACAUCGCUUUCCAGCAGCUAUUGAGUCCUUCGCUUACCAUUACAAAAUUCGCUGAAUUGGUGUGUAACGCUCAGGGUAUCAUCGUUCAAGAAAUCUAG
Parastagonospora nodorum SN15 is the source of this 642-nucleotide messenger RNA. RefSeq lists its product as hypothetical. NCBI's taxonomy places the organism in Eukaryota, Fungi, Ascomycota, Dothideomycetes, Pleosporales, Phaeosphaeriaceae. Bases 1 to 642 code for a protein of 213 amino acids. The record is from RefSeq and is a predicted model, not a curated record. The transcript has a single exon.